CGCCUGGAGAGCCUUUUCCUUUCGAUUCCAAGCCCAGAGAGCGCGAAAGAAACGCUGCGAGGCUACACGACUGAACCGCACAUCGCAGGUGGAGAUGCUGACUAUCGAUCAGCCCUGCAGGUGCAAAAGCAAUGGGCUUCUCUCCUCGAUCUCCCGGAGCAAGACCCUACGGACCUCCUCUUCGAUGCUGGCUCGUCCGAAAGCCAGCACUAUCUCACAGGCGACUGGAAGGGGCAAGGAGGGUACGCUCUAGGCCCUGUACGUGUAUGGACUGAUACCUACCAUGUCUGGCUCAAUGACCCGCAGGAGGAUGCUUCAUCGCUCAGCCUCGGCCCAGCUACCAAAAAAAGAGUUGACAAGACUGCACCAACCUGGGAAGCUGACCUUCGCGAGGACACGCUCGACGACGACCCUACCAGCGUGCACCGCAUCCCCGCCUUUCACGGUUACAGCAAACCAGGCUCAGCUUCCGGCCCUUUGGUAUUUGCAGGAUACUGCAGCCCUUCCGACUUUGCCCUGCUCAAGAAACGCAAGAUCCCUGUCAAGGGAGCAAUCACGCUCUGCAGGUACGGCGGCCUGUUCCGCGGCCUCAAAGUGCUCGCGAGCUACGAAGCCGGUGCAGUCGGCACUCUCAUCUUCUCCGAUCCUAUCGAGGACGGCAAUGUCACCGAGGCUAACGGGCACAAGGCCUACCCCGAUGGUCCUGCCAGGCAAGCCACCUCCAUCCAGCGUGGAAGUGUCCAGGCUUUGAGUGCCUACCCUGGCGACCCUGGCACGCCUGGCCGACCCAGUUACAAGAACGCCACGCGCCUAGACGCAAGGAAGGCCGACUCACUACCCAAGAUUCCUUCGCUUCCCAUCAGCUACAAGAAUGCUGCGCGUCUCUUCGCAGCUCUUAAGGGGAAGGGCGUCAACAGCAAGGAAUUCGAAGAAGCGGGCAAGGGCACUUGGCUCGGCGCCAUCCCGGAUGUCAAAGAGUACUGGACCGGCCCCACUCCCGAGGACGUGGUGGUCAAGAUGAACAACGCGAUGACUCCUCCAUCCACCGUCAAGCCGAUCUGGAACAGCUAUGCCCUCAUUCCUGGAGUGGUCCAGAACGAAGUUGUCGUUUUGGGAAGCCACCGUGAUGCCUGGUCGUGUGGAGCGGGCGACCCCUCGUCAGGCGCAGCCGCCGUCCACGAGGUGGUUGCAGGGUUUGGCGCCCUACUCAAGACCGGUUGGAGACCAUUGCGCUCCAUCCUCGUUACCAGCUGGGAUGCAGAGGAAUACGGACUCGUUGGAAGUACAGAAUUUGGCGAGGACUACGCCAAGUGGCUCCAGGAACACGCCGUCGCCUACCUGAACACGGACGUUGCCGCCUCCGGUACAGGGCUGAAGACGGGCGCAUCUCCCUUACUCGCCGAGCUACUCCGCGGGGCUGCUCGCAACGUCACUGACCCUAAUGGAGACGGCAAUGCCACCAUCCAACUCAGCACCGUCAAGCCCCUUGGCUCUGGCUCAGACUUCUCCGUCUUCCUCCAGCACCUGGGGAUUCCCUCCUCUGAUAUUGGCUAUGCGCACACCCCUGGGCGGGGCGAUCCUGUCUACCACUACCACUCGCAGUACGACUCCUUCUCCUGGAUGGAGAAGUACGGUGACCCGGAGUUCAAGCACAUCACCACCAUUGCCAAGGUCCUGGGUCUCGCGGCUCUGAGGGUAGCAGAUGGAGUGAUUCUGCCCUUCAGCUUGGAGGAGGAAGCAAACACUAUCGCUGAAUACGUCACCAAAGUCGAAGAGGUGGCGAAGAAGAAUGGAGCUGGCGUCAGGACUAGUGGAGGCUGCCAUGGCAGUCAGAAGGGCAAGCUCGACUUCACCAAGCUGCAUCGCGAGGCAAAGCAAUUACAGCGUGCCGCUCAGCGCUUGGAGUGCAAGAAGGCCAAGAUCAGCAAGGAGCUUGAGGAGCUUUUCUCCUCCAUCGGCAAGAGCGAUAACAACGGCGACACACCUGCCGGGCAGAAGCUCCGUCGUCUGCUGCACCUCCUCGCCGAGGCGCAGAAGAUCAACACUGCGUCCCGCACAUUUGAGCAUCACUUCAUCCACCCAAAGGGACUCAAGGGCCGUCCAUGGUACCGUUCGCUCCUUGUUGCGCCUGGACGUUGGCUGGGGUACGGGGCUACCCCGCUUCCCGGGCUGACGGAGGCUAUCACACUUGAUGGCGGUGAGGGGGCAAGCGGAGAGGUGCAGAGGCUC
Messenger RNA from Jaminaea rosea, 2229 nucleotides. RefSeq names its product Zn-dependent exopeptidase. Gene Ontology annotation, molecular function: carboxypeptidase activity. The record is from RefSeq and is a predicted model, not a curated record. The annotation marks the transcript as partial. The transcript is spliced from 2 exons. Lineage: Eukaryota; Fungi; Basidiomycota; Exobasidiomycetes; Microstromatales.